CUGAGGAGUGGGUGAGUGGCAGGUAGGUUUGUAGAAAUGUAGGUUUGGCUGAAAUUCAUGGGCUAUCAUAGGGUGGACGAUACACAGGGAACUAUGAAGAGGCUUUUUUUUUCCCCCCCAGAUCAAUGGAACUUUAAACUUCUGUUGGUGGGUCUCCUGCCUCUGGGUAGCUCCCUUCCUCUGUUUUGGCUGAAAACAAAGUUAUUUUAUUCUGUGCCUGCUCAGGCUAAGUCGUAUGCUGUGACCUUCCAGGCUCUAUUGUCUACAAAAGCAAGCCUCAAAAAGAAAUUUAGCCUCUACCUGCCUGUCACUAGUUGUGCUCAGCUUCUUCACCAUGGUGGGCCCCAAUGACAAUGGAUCCAGUGCCACAUAUUUCAUUCUAAUAGGCCUCCCAGGCUUGGAAGAGGCUCAGUUCUGGUUGGCAUUCCCACUGUGCUCCCUCUACCUUAUUGCUGUGCUUGGUAACUUGACAAUCAUCUACAUUGUGCGGACUGAGCACAGCCUACAUGAGCCCAUGUAUAUCUUCCUUUGCAUGCUUUCUGGCCUUGAUGUCCUCAUCUCCACCUCAUCCAUGCCCAAAAUGAUGGCUAUCUUCUGGUUCAACUCCACUACCAUCCAGUUUGAUGCAUGUCUGCUGCAGAUGUUUGCCAUCCACUCCUUAUCUGGCAUGGAGUCCACGGUACUGCUGGCCAUGGCCUUUGACCGCUAUGUGGCCAUCUGCCACCCACUACACCAUGCCACUGUGCUAACGUUGCCUCGUGUUACCAAGAUUGGCAUGGCUGCUGUGCUCCGGGGUGCUGCACUUAUGGCACCCCUGCCUGUAUUCAUCAAACGACUUCCUUUCUGCCGCUCCAAUGUCCUUUCCCAUUCUUAUUGCCUUCAUCAAGAUGUCAUGAAGUUGGCUUGUGCUGACAUCCGUGUCAAUAUCAUCUAUGGCCUCAUUGUCAUCAUCUCUGCCAUCGGCCUGGACUCACUGCUCAUCUCUGUGUCAUACCUGCUUAUCCUCAAGACUGUGCUGGGUUUGACCCGUGAAGCCCAGGCAAAGGCAUUUGGCACAUGUGUCUCUCAUGUGUGUGCUGUUUUCAUAUUCUACGUUCCUUUCAUUGGGUUGUCUAUGGUGCACCGCUUUGGUAAACGGCACGAUUCCCUCUUGCCCGUCAUCAUGGCCAAUGUCUAUCUGCUCGUCCCUCCUGUGCUCAACCCUAUUGUCUAUGGAGUGAAGACAAAGCAGAUCCGGCAGCGCAUCCUUCGUCUUUUCCACGUGACCACCCACACUUCAGAUCCAUAGGUGUCAGUGAUUAAACUCCCUUUUCCUUCAAAGUGCUUCAAUUCAGACCUUAAUAUCAACAUUUUGGAAGACAAUAAUAGGAAAAA
Molecule: messenger RNA, 1374 nt
Organism: Talpa occidentalis (Iberian mole)
Lineage: Eukaryota; Metazoa; Chordata; Mammalia; Eulipotyphla; Talpidae
Product: olfactory receptor 51E1
Exons: 2
Coding region: 335-1288 (317 amino acids)
Biological process (GO): G protein-coupled receptor signaling pathway
Cellular component (GO): membrane
Molecular function (GO): olfactory receptor activity; G protein-coupled receptor activity
Source: RefSeq, a predicted model, not a curated record